Frankliniella occidentalis (western flower thrips) is the source of this 2020-nucleotide messenger RNA. RefSeq names its product zinc finger protein 391-like. Lineage: Eukaryota; Metazoa; Arthropoda; Insecta; Thysanoptera; Thripidae. Gene Ontology annotation, biological process: regulation of transcription by RNA polymerase II. The transcript has 6 exons. Gene Ontology annotation, molecular function: DNA-binding transcription factor activity; zinc ion binding; RNA polymerase II cis-regulatory region sequence-specific DNA binding. The record is from RefSeq and is a predicted model, not a curated record. The coding region runs from base 212 to 1615 and encodes 467 amino acids. Gene Ontology annotation, cellular component: nucleus.
UCCGGGGCUUACCGGCUUCCACAUUACAGUGAUGUUACCAGCCUGCUGUGCCCGCUGCGGUUGAUACUCCGUGCUUACCGCCGGCAAUACACCUUGUCUUGCCUCCACUUAGGAGGUAUGACAAAUCGCUAAUGAAGAUGAGGAAAAGAAGAACACGGGAAUAACUGUGUAAACAGUAUUUUGUAAUCUGCCGCUAUGUUUUGAAUGAAAAAUGAUUUCUCAAGAAAUUAUAGAUUUGGAUAGAUUUUGUCGUUUGUGUCUGAGCGAGGAACAUGUCACAAGUCACUUAUUUGACAACCCUCAUGAUGACGCUAAUGAUUCCCUAUGUCAAAAAGUGAUAACCUGUCUUUCCGUGAAGAUAACGAGGGGUGAUGGCCUACCAGCUAUGCUCUGUCAAACGUGUGUUCAGCAUAUCAAUACUCUUUGCUAUUUUAAAGAAUUAAGUAAAUUUGUAGAUACUACCCUACGACAUAAACUUCUGAACAACAAAAAGCUUUCAAAUAAUGAUUGGGAGAAAGAAAUAAAGUUAAUUGUAGAAGAUACUAAAGCUCUGAAAGCAUCAAAGCCCAAUCUCAUAGAAUCAUGUAGUACUGCUUCCUCUAAACCUACACCAUUGAAGAUUGAAAGUGAUUGCAAUUAUAGGUCUGAUGCUGACUGUGAAAUUUCCCUUCCAAAUGCUAUUUCAUCAUUGUCUGAUCAAGAGUCCAUCAAAUCUAACAGUGAUAUUGAGGAGGAAGAGCAGACUGUAGAGAGUCCCUCUCUAAAGAAAAAGAAAAGGUUUGAGUAUACUUGUGAAUUUUGUGGCCGAACGUUUCCUAGAUCAAAUCAUUUGGCACAGCAUGAACUUACUCACGUUGCAGAGAAGCCUUUCCACUGUUCAGAAUGUGAUAAGAGUUUUUGGUAUAAGCAAUCUCUUAUCGGCCACAUCAAACAGACACAUACCGGUGAUGUAGAUUACAAAUGUGAGCUUUGUGGAAAGGGAUUUUUUAAGAAGACUGAGUUGACUCGUCACAGGCCAACACAUUCAAAUGAAACCCCACACAAGUGUCCUCAAUGUGGAAUGGGUUUUAAAAUUACCAAAACAUUAAAAAGGCACAUACGGAAUGUUCACACAGCGCAGCGGUCAUAUACCUGUCAUAUGUGUGGCAAAAGUUUCAUCCAAGCCCAAACAUUAAAGGUGCAUAUGGUUUUACAUUCAGGAGUAAAGCCAUAUACUUGUUCUUAUUGUGGAAAGGGUUUUGCUCAAUCAGCUCCCCUGAAGACCCACAUUCGAAUACACACUGGUGAGAAACCAUUUUCUUGUCAUGUAUGUGGAGAUUGCUUCUCAACACGAUCUGCAUUAAAUUCUCAUGCUUUUAAACAUAGUGAUAACUUCCCUUACCAUUGUACACGCUGUUCUGAAACAUUUCGGUUAAAAAGGGAUCUCAUCCAACAUGAACAAGGUCAUGAUGACCAUGAGAGUUUUUCCCAAAAUUCCAUUAAGCAAGAUCUAAAUGGGUCAUUUUGUGAGAGCCAAGAGUCCAGUACAAUGGCUUCAGCAACAUUGCAUAAUUUAACAUUUAGUCAAGAUGAAGAUGAGCAAGAUGGUACUGCCCUUAAAAAUAAAAGCUGUUGAAUCACCUCUGGAAAAGAUAUCUCAGCAAUGCUGCUUGGUUUAUAAAUAUUUGGUUGAUAGCAAACUAUACUAAAAAGUAGUAUUAUACUGUUCGCACUAUGCAACAUGACAAGUUUCAGAUCCAAAAAGUUUGUGGAACAGGUUGCUGCCCACCUAAUGGACACAAGAUAGCAUUGCUUAAAGCAAGACUAAGAGAAUUAACAAAUUUGAUUUUUUAAUUUAAAAAAAAAAUGAAAUAACAGUGAAAUGAACAAUGCCAAAAUAUGUAAACCAUCUCAACCAAAAAUGCAUUACAUCCAACUAGUACUAUACCAUGUUUAUAUGAAAAUGAUGUUCAUAUUGUACGAAAAAUUGAGUUGGGUAGACAUUUUCUUGAAGCAACAAAUAAAACUUUCUUUAAAUAAA